AUGUUUAGAAAUAAACAUCAGAGUGGUUUUCUAUCUAUUUUGUUCAGCACUGGAGGAAAGCCACUUGCUAUUUGGGAUAAAAAGGUACAAAAUGGGCACAUUAAGAGGAUGCCAGAUGAAGAAAUCCAAUCGAUGGUUCUCGAAAUUAUGGGAACAAAUUAUGCUACAACAUAUAUCUCAACUCCUGUAGAUCCAUAUAGAACCUUAGGGAUCAGAUUACCAUUUUUGGUAAUGAUUGUGAAAAAUAUGAAGAAGUAUUUUUCUUUUGAUUUAACUAUUUUAGAUGAUAAAGACAUGCAUAGAAGAUUUCGAUUUUCUAAUUCUGAAACAAGGAUACGAGUUGGACUUGUCUACACUUGUAUACCAAUGGAGCUUUCUGAUGGUUGGAAUCAACUUCAGUUUAGUUUGCCCGAUUUGACCAGACGUGCUUAUGGAUCGAAUUAUGUGGAAACAGCUCGCAUGCAGAUUCAUGCCAACAUACGCAUAACAAGGGUUUAUUUCUGCGACCGACUUUAUUCAGAGGAUGAAAAACCUCAAGAAUUGAAGCUAUAUCUCCCUGCACAAGAAACAAAUGAGUCAGCUGCAGAGGAACCAGUAAUACCAAGUCAAGCUGCACCUUCACCUGUCUCGCUACCUGUAGCUGAUAUGGUUGGAAUUCCUGUUGAUAAUCAACCAAAACAAUCUGAAAGGAGUUCUCAUACAUCACAAUAG
Ctenocephalides felis (cat flea) is the source of this 711-nucleotide messenger RNA. Its product is annotated as cilia- and flagella-associated protein 20-like. Gene Ontology annotation, cellular component: motile cilium; ciliary basal body. Gene Ontology annotation, biological process: regulation of cilium beat frequency involved in ciliary motility; positive regulation of cell motility; cilium assembly. NCBI's taxonomy places the organism in Eukaryota, Metazoa, Arthropoda, Insecta, Siphonaptera, Pulicidae. Bases 1 to 711 code for a protein of 236 amino acids. The record is from RefSeq and is a predicted model, not a curated record. The transcript is spliced from 3 exons.